Molecule: messenger RNA, 1989 nt
Organism: Aspergillus ibericus CBS 121593
Lineage: Eukaryota; Fungi; Ascomycota; Eurotiomycetes; Eurotiales; Aspergillaceae
Product: putative MFS transporter
Exons: 7
Coding region: 296-1900 (534 amino acids)
Biological process (GO): transmembrane transport
Cellular component (GO): membrane
Molecular function (GO): transmembrane transporter activity
Source: RefSeq, a predicted model, not a curated record
CAGGGCCCUAGGCGAUGAUGUGCUCCGUGAUCCGUCUUGUGCAAUCCGGUUAGUCUCCUUCUGGAUUGAAGGUAUUCGUGCCCAGCAGUAACAUACAACGCCACGGAUAUGGUUGGCUGAGAGAGCAACCAUCGCCAUCCGCCAUUGCGAAUAUUGGCACUACACCAUAAUUUUCAACCGUCAUGCCUCUAAGGCAUAUAAGUAUAUAGCCAUGGAGGUUGCUCCCACGCUUGAGAUUUCAUCGUACCUCUGCCUUUCCCGCAUCCUCAUCACUUGAAGACUUGUGGAAGCAGCCAUGGCCGAUAUCGAGCAGGCCUUCAAGGGCUCCGCCAAAGUUCAUGAUGUCGAAGAUUCUCAGUCUUCUAAGGCUUCAAUCGAGGUUGGGCAGGAAAACCUCGCUGGAGUCACCCCUCCUCAUGAAUCAUUCGAAGGAUACCAUCGAUUCGACCCGACUGCUACCUGGACGCCUAAAGAAGAAAGAAAACUUGUUCUCAAGACCGAUCUGAUGCUGCUGACUUGGAUCUGUUUCAUGUUCUUCGGACUCCAACUCGACCGUGGAAAUUUGUCGAACGCACUCACAGACCAUCUGCUCGCGGAUCUGGGCAUGACGACCGAUGAUUACAACAAUGGCAGUACCAUUCAGCUUGUCUGCUUCCUGGCCGCCGAGUUCCCAGUCCAACUUCUUAUUAAACGAUAUGGUUUCAAACGCGUCCUUCCCGCUAUGAUGCUCGCAUGGAGUUUGGUAUCCUGGACGCAAGCCUGGAUGACCAACCGAGCUGGAUUCUAUGUGACCAGAGCUCUAAUCGGCGCCUUUGAGGGUGGCUUCAUUCCCGGUACAAUCCUCUUUGCAACGUACUUUUACAAGACCAAAGAACUCGCGGUCCGGUUGGCAUUCUUCUGGUCCACGCUGAACGUUGCACGUAUCGUCUCGUCUCUUCUGGCCGCCGGAAUCCUCCAGAUGCGUGGCGUCGAAGGGAAGUCAGGCUGGUUCUGGCUUUUCCUCAUUGAUGGACUGCUUACGUUCCUCAUUGGACUAGUCAGUCUGUUCUACCUUCCCACAUCCCCAACCAACACCAAGAGCGUCCUAGUCCCUCGCCCCUGGUACACUGAGCGCGAAGAAGUGAUCAUGAUCAACCGCCUCCUUCGCGACGACCCCUCCAAAGGCCUCACACAUAUCAACCAGCGCGCCACCCUACACGACAUCUUCGAAGCCUGGAAAGACCCCUCAAUGUGGGGUCUCUACUUCAUCGGACUGGUCGCCUACAUUCCCCAAGGCCCCGUCCAAUCCUACCUCUCCCUCACCCUGACCCGCCUCGGCUUCGACAAGUUCGACGCCAACAUGCUCUCUAUCCCUUCUGCCGCCCUGCAAAUCAUCCUCAUGUUAGCGGUCUGCAAAAGCAGCGACAUCUUCGGCGAACGCACCUUCCACUGCUUUUUCGGAGAGUUCUGGUCCCUCCCGCUCCUCAUCGCGUUGCUCAGAUUACCGGACCACGGAUACAAUUGGCCCCGGUUUGCCAUUUCCACCAUGAUCUCGGGAUAUCCGUAUUUUCAUCCGAUUGUGUCCGCGUGGAUCUCGGAGAAUACGUUCGAUGUCAAGAAGAGAGCGAUUACGGCUGCCACGUAUAAUGUUAUUGUGCAGGUUGGAUCGAUUAUUUCGUCGCAAAUCUAUCGGUCGAGUGACUCACCGUACUACUACACUGGGAAUAAGGUGCUUAUUGCCCUGUGUGUGCUCUCGUUGGUGGUGUUUGUUCUUCAGCGCGAGGUCUUGCGGUAUUUGAACAGGCAGAAGGAGAAGAAGUGGCAGGCUCUGUCUUCUCAAGAGCGAGUUUUGUAUCAGGCCGACAAGGAGGCUCGUGAAAAGGAGGGCAAUAAGCGGCUAGACUUCCGCUUCAAGUACUGAACGAGGAGAGCGUAUAUGGUAUUUAAGCUGACAGGUAUGGUAAUUUGAGUCUGGUAUUGGGUUUCAUAGCUACAUAAUAUAAUGCAUUU